AUGAAAGACGUGAAGGCAUUCGUGGUUAUUCAUCUUAAGAAGAUAUGUGUGGCUACUGUUAUCGGAAUUACUGUCAUAGCUGUGUAUAGGAGGUGCAAGAAGAAAAUUAAGAAAACUUAUCCAAAAGACACAGUAAUUCACCACACAAUUCCAAGAGGUCCAUUUGCCCCUAGUCUAACUCCGUUUGCUGUAAAACUGGAGACCUAUUUGAGGAUGGCAAAAAUUCCAUAUCAGAAUGAAUUCGACAGUGCUUUCAACAAAAGUUCCAAGGGAAAGUUGACCUGGAUUGAAUACAAUGGAGAGAAGGUGGCAGAUUCAGAAUUUUGUAUCAAGUUCAUUAAUAAAACACUCAACAUAGAUCUGGACAAAGAACUCACAGAUGAAGAAAAGGCCAUAGCUUAUUCUUUUCAAAAAGUGGCUGAGGAGUAUUUCUUCUGGGUACUAUUUGUACAACGUUAUGUGCACGACGAAGGAGAAGAAUUUUUUAAAUAUGUCAAGGUUCCUUGGAUAAUCAGAAUAAUUGGGAAACGUCGCGCAAUAGAACAAGCCCAUGCGCAAGGAAUAGGUCGCCAUUCUCAAGAGGAGGUCCGGACACUCAUUAUUGAAUGUCUUCAGCACUUCUCUUCUUUCUUAGGAAAGAAAAAGUUUUUGCUCGGAGAGAAGGCUUGUCAGGCGGACUGUGCUGUUUUCGGAAUUCUAUCCCAGGGUUACUGGCAUGGAUUUGAACCAUUUGUAGAAGAGGAAUUCAAAAAGUUUGAAAAUCUCUGUAAUUACUGUGAGAGGAUGAAGGCAGAAUUCUGGCCAGAUUGGGAUGACUGUAUUACACACGGUGGGACAACGAAGCCCACUAAAUGAAGGCGAAAGAUAGAGAAUGAGAGAAAUUUGUUUACAUAAUUUUUCUAACCAUGACACAAAAUUUACAUGUGAGUCAUUCAUCGUGCACACGGAAUAAUGCACAGUUCCAACAAAGGAGCAAGAAUCUAAACUAUAGUCCUAAGUGUCCUAAAUUUCAUAUUUAAAGUAGAUAGGGAAGAUCUGAAGAAUUUUAAAGAAUGCAGAUUUUUUCCCUUACGUUACAAGUAGAUGAUUUAUAUCAUUUUUUUUUAAAAAUAUAUGUCCAGUGUUUCAAAAAAUUGGUAAA
Molecule: messenger RNA, 1141 nt
Organism: Saccostrea echinata
Lineage: Eukaryota; Metazoa; Mollusca; Bivalvia; Ostreida; Ostreidae
Product: failed axon connections homolog
Exons: 6
Coding region: 1-855 (284 amino acids)
Cellular component (GO): cytoplasm
Source: RefSeq, a predicted model, not a curated record